Vicia faba (fava bean) is the source of this 1932-nucleotide messenger RNA. The record is from the annotation of a GenBank genome assembly. Lineage: Eukaryota; Viridiplantae; Streptophyta; Magnoliopsida; Fabales; Fabaceae.
AUGCCAAUCUCACAGAUAAAGAUAGAUGGAAAUGUAGAAAGUCCUAGUAGUAUUGCAUGUAGUGAUUUUACCUUUGCCUUAUCAAUUAGUAGUGAUGAUUCUGAAGAAUGUGAGACUAGUAAUAACUCCCCAGGGCUAGUUGCUAGACUCAUGGGUUUGGAUUCAUUGCCUCCUGUUUCAAUGAAUGAUUAUUGCCAUGUAGAUUCCAUAAACAUGCCACUUAUGUCAAAAAACUCUUCUUGGGAUAACAUUGAAGAAGAAUCAACCAUGAAUAGAUUUCAAAAUGAACUUUUGUCUCCUAUCAAAAGCCAUGGCUAUGUGAAAUCUAAGAAUGCUGCAUAUAUAAUGGAUGAGGAAAGUCCUCAACCAUAUAUGAGAAACAAAAUGUCUUCCUUGAGAACUCUUGAACUGCAAGAGAAGUCGGAAGGGGCGCAGCGCGAAUCCAGGUUCAAUGUGAAUGGAAAAGAUACUGAGAAGAGAAGAAAUUCGGGAAAUAGUACUUCACCGCAUGGUAAAGGAAAAUCUGUUUCACUAGCAACACCUUCCAAAACCGAUGUUCUAAGUAAGGAUACAUUGAAUUUGAAUGGAAAUAGGAGAUGCAUGAAGCAGAAAGAGAUAAAAUCGAACCAAAAGAAUUGUAUUGGUCAAAACAGUGAUAUUCUUAGGCAGAAUGGUUUAACCAGCAAAGGUAUAUCAGCUACAAAAGUACUUAACAAUAAGCCAACACGAAUCUGUUCUUCAGAAAAUUUGACCGGAGCUAGGAAGACAACAAACAAAUGUGAUGUUAAUUCCAUUAUUGAAUCCAAAAGGUCAAGCACAAGAGUAGCUGAUAAGCGAAAGGAAGUUUCAGUAUGCAAUAGAAAGAGUUCUUCUUCCCAAAAGAAGAGGUGUGAUCAGAAUGGUGCACGAGGUUCUGAUAAUGCAGUUAAUACUUUUGAAAGCAAGUCCAUAAAAUGUAAUGUUACAACUGAUGAAAGUAUUUACAAUGGUUCAUUUAGCAUGAAAGAAAGCAGGGAUGUCAUUUCGUUCACAUUUACUUCUCCAUUGAGGAGAAAAAGGCUUGAGUCGCGAUCCACUACCGAGCAGGCAAUGGAAACAAGGGCCGGAAUUGAUGUUGAUUCUUUUGAUCACAGUGGUAAGGUUUAUCCCGAAGAGUCAUCAUUAUCUCCUUCCAGGUUUCAUGUAUUAGAUGUUGAUGCAUUAAGUGUCAUGUUAUCUCACAUCAACCCACCUCAAUGCACCUUGGAAGUAGAAGAUUGUUCGUUUGGUUUUGGAUCUACUUUGGAGGACAGAUUUAACAGCAUGAUAUCAGAACCAAUAGAAGACAGAACAGUUUAUUCUUCCAUGCAAGAUGAAGAAGUAUCUAGCUCUCAAAUAAAUGAAUCUAUUACACCAGAGUACAAGGUGAAUUGGUUUGAGCAAAGCUCUACAAGAUCAGAAAGGAUGAUGGAACUUGAAUAUGUAAAGGAUAUACUCAGUAGUGCAGAAUUGAUGGCAGGAGAAUUAGCGGUGGACGAAACCGAAAAUAUGAUAACGCCAACUCUCUUCGAUAUGUUGGAGAUUCAGAGAACUGAGGUAGAAAGCUAUGAAGAGUACUCUAAGACUCAAAGGAAGGCUAUAUUUGACUGUGUAAGUGAGUGUUUAGGAUUAAAAUGUAGGCAAGUUUUUGUUGCAAGGUGCAAAACAUGGCCUAGAUGGAUAACAUUUAUGAGGAAGAGGUGGUUAGCAGAAGAAGUGUACAAGGAAAUGUUGGAAUUUAGAAGCAUGGAAGAAGAGGUAGUUGUGGAUGAGAUUAUCAGAAAGGACAUGUGCACUCCAUUGGGUAGAUGGCUUGACUUUGACAUAGAAGCCUUUGAAAAUGGCUUAGAAAUUGAGCUUGACAUAGUAACCUUUUUGAUAGAUGAAUUGGUAUCUGAUUUGUGGCUAGUUUAA